AUGAUGUCAUACAUGGAUGAUGUGCAUGGAUUUGGUGUGUUGAUUUUGGAAACCAUGACUGGGUAUAAUAGACACUAUUUCACUGCACACCGAACUUUGUUGCAGGUUUGGAAAGAUUGGUGGUUAGGAAAAGAUCAAAAUAUGAUUGAUCGUAGAAUUCAUGCCGGUUUAAGAAUCACAGCAAGAUUCAUCCUCAUUGGGCUGCUGUGUAUCUCAAAUGAUGCAGCUGACAGACCAACAAUGGAGGAAGUUGUUGCCAUGCUGACAAACAAGACUCUCCCUAUACCAAAACUACCCAUGCCAACAUGGAUUAUAGAUAAUGAUUCAGAUGAUACAGAUGUUGCAGAUGAUACAACAGAUGCCCUAGUGUCUCGCAGGGCCGGUCUAUUUGUUUUCCAUGCCCCGGACGAAAAAUAG
Messenger RNA from Lactuca saligna, 417 nucleotides. Lineage: Eukaryota; Viridiplantae; Streptophyta; Magnoliopsida; Asterales; Asteraceae. The record is from the annotation of a GenBank genome assembly.